UCCCCUUUUGCUUCAGAACCUCUUCUCCUCUUCUUUCUACCGGUUUUAAGGCAAACCCUACUUGUCAGAAGAUAAGCUCGGCCCCGGCUGCAUCUCGGAAGUCCGAACAUAUUAUCGUUCCAUUUUCUCUUUCAUUACUUUCACUUUGGAUUUGUCUGUUGUAGAUCUGUCUUAAGUUUCGAGGUCAUAUCAAUCCUCUCAUCCGAAUGCCUGGCGAGGAAAUGAGUGUAUCGGUAAAUGGUCAGUCUCGGGUUCCUCCGGGAUUCCGGUUUCAUCCAACAGAGGAAGAACUCUUGCACUACUACCUGAGGAAAAAAGUAGCCUACGAGAAGAUCGACUUGGACGUAAUUCGUGAUGUGGAUCUGAAUAAACUCGAGCCAUGGGAUAUACAAGAAAAAUGCAGAAUAGGAUCCACUCCUCAAAAUGAUUGGUACUUCUUCAGUCACAAAGACAAGAAAUACCCGACAGGGACGCGAACCAACCGUGCCACGGCGGCCGGUUUCUGGAAGGCGACGGGCCGUGAUAAGGUCAUCUAUAGCAGUUUCAGGCGAAUCGGUAUGAGGAAGACACUGGUCUUCUAUAAAGGUCGAGCCCCACAUGGACAGAAAUCGGAUUGGAUCAUGCAUGAAUAUAGACUGGACGAUCACACCAUUGAUACAAACGCAUCUGGUCUGAUGGGUGAGACUACGCAGGAAGAGGGUUGGGUGGUCUGCCGUGUUUUCAAGAAGAAAAACCAUCACAAGUGUUUAGAUAGCCCUAAGAAUUCGUCAGUUACAGUCGAAGAGAACACCCAGAUACUAAAAACGAGCAACGAUGGUUCAUUGGACCAGAUUCUUCAGUACAUGGGAAGGAGUUGCAAGCAAGAAACCGAAACAAACAAUAACAUCCGUAUUAACACCAGCAGCAGCAGAAACAAUAACAUCCGUAUCAAGCCGAUCCAAGUAUCCGUCAACAAUGGUCUCCACGAAAGAUCCCAGCAGCAACUUCCGGCAUUGGAGAGCCCAAUUCUUCCAUUUCUCGGAAAGGAUAGCACAAGGCUCGACCAGAUUCAAGCUUGUACCAGUCAGGCAGGCUGUUAUCAACCCAUCGAUGUACAAGACCUACCAUUGAUCACCCAGUCGGAACCAUCCGUCACCAACCAGGGCUUCAGUGGCUGGGCUGCUCUGGACCGUCUGGUCGCAUCCCAGCUUAACGGUCAGUCGGAAACAUGCAAGCAACUAUCAUGCUUCGACAACGAUUCCAACAUGGCCUUCUGUUCACCCCCUGAUCAUGAGCUUCAACUACCUCAACUACGUGGCUCAAUUCAUAGAUCAUCGUCAUAUCAUACCUCCCAGGAUUACAACAACGAAAUUGAUCUAUGGAGCUUCACUCGAUCAUGUUCUUCGUCGUCGGACCCACUUUGCCACGUGUCCAACUCCUCCACCUAACAGAAUAUCUUCGCACAGGAAAGGAGUUCCCAUGGAGUCAACGACAUUGUGAUUACGUAUGAACAUAUAGAUGGAUAGAUAGAUAUAGAUAUAUAUUAAAUAAGACGAAGAAUCGGUAUUUCCAGGCUUCCAGCUUCCAAGAGGGGGUAGCAUCGUUCAAGCUGUUAACCAUUUUCUUUACUUGAUCACGAUGCCUUUCGUUUCACCUCUGCUGUCAACAAAUAUAGCAGGUUUUUGAGUGGUGUGAUAAUCUAAUCUCUUUCUACCAGUAAUUAAUUGUGUUCCAACUUUCUUUGUUUUCUUUUUACGUUGUUAAGGGUUGCCACAUAUCCUUCACUACUGUAUCAUGCAGCUCAUAAUAAGCCUUAUAUUAUUUUAUUAAUAAA
Molecule: messenger RNA, 1813 nt
Organism: Nelumbo nucifera (sacred lotus)
Lineage: Eukaryota; Viridiplantae; Streptophyta; Magnoliopsida; Proteales; Nelumbonaceae
Product: NAC domain-containing protein 43-like
Biological process (GO): regulation of DNA-templated transcription
Molecular function (GO): DNA binding
Source: RefSeq, a predicted model, not a curated record